AUGCUGCUAUGGACACUGGUAACCUACGCUGCACCAGCGCCCAUCGAUCGCCCCGGCUAUCUACCACCAGAAGCACACACUCCCUCCGAAUCAACACAAUCUUCGCUCACUCAGCAAAAGUGGAUCGGUCUCACCCUCGCCAUCAGCAGCUCCCUCGCUAUUGGUACUAGCUUCAUCAUCACGAAAAAAGGUCUUAUGGACGCAGCUGAUAGGCACAACGGCUUGGCCUCUGAUGGCCACACUUACCUCCAGAACCCCAUCUGGUGGGCUGGCAUGGCCACCAUGAUCGUCGGCGAAGUCGCCAACUUUGCUGCCUACACGUUUGCGCCUCCUAUCCUCGUCACGCCUCUUGGCGCGCUCAGUGUGCUGAUCGGUGCCAUCCUCGCUUCUUUCAUACUCAAAGAGGAACUUGGCCGUCUCGGAAAGGUGGGCUGCACGCUCUGCCUCGUCGGUACCGUCAUCAUCGUGGUCAAUGCGCCAGAAGACAAGGAGAUUCAGACUAUCGACGAGAUGCUCAACUACGCUCUGCAGCCCGGCUUUCUCAUCUACUGCACCUUUGUGCUCGGCUUUUCGCUCUUCAUGAUUUUCCGCAUGGUUCCCAAGUACGGCCGCAAGACUCCGCUCGUCUAUAUCUCCAUCUGCUCUCUCGUUGGCUCUAUCUCGGUCAUGAGCGUGAAAGGUCUCGGUGUGGCGCUCAAACUCACGUUUGCCGGCAGCAACCAAUUCACCCACCCCUCCACCUACUGCUUUGCCAUUGUCGUGGUCGUCUGCAUUCUCACCCAGAUGAACUACUUCAACAAGGCGCUCGACCAGUUCUCCACCAAUGUUGUCAAUCCGAUCUACUAUGUUUUCUUCACCACCUCGACCAUCCUCGCAUCCGUGUUGCUCUUCCAAGGCUUCAACACGUCAACUGCUCCAGCCGUCUCGUUGUUGGGCGGUUUCAUCGUCAUCUUUACCGGCGUGUACCUGCUCAACCUCAACCGCAUCAUCGACCCUGUCACGCAACAGCCGCGAAUGUCGCUCGUCACAGGCGAAGGUACCACCCGUUUCUCGGAGCAGCACGAGCGUUUGCUCGACCAGCAGCGUGCCAUGAGCAGCUUUGCCAACGGCAGAACGAGUCUAAGUGGUCCUGCAGGACGCAGUGCCACCGUCUUUGGACAUGGCAGACGUAGCAGCGCAGGCUCUUCGGUGCUCUUCAACGCAUACGAGAACGAGGAGGCGCUCGGGCUGGCACGAUUGGAUGAGGAUGAGUACGAUGAAGAUGCUCGCGACACCUCGCCCAUGUUUCGUCCAGCCAAGACACAUUCUGCACGUGCCCACGACGUGAACGGUCACGCGCCAUCGGGAGAAGCAACAGCGAGAGCGCACCGUCCGAACAAGCGGCAGAGCUUGAUUGAUGACUCUACGCCACAUUACGAGACCGGCAAGUGA
Mycosarcoma maydis (corn smut) is the source of this 1431-nucleotide messenger RNA. RefSeq lists its product as uncharacterized. Lineage: Eukaryota; Fungi; Basidiomycota; Ustilaginomycetes; Ustilaginales. Gene Ontology annotation, cellular component: membrane. The transcript has a single exon. The coding region runs from base 1 to 1431 and encodes 476 amino acids. Gene Ontology annotation, biological process: magnesium ion transport. Gene Ontology annotation, molecular function: magnesium ion transmembrane transporter activity. The record is from RefSeq and is a predicted model, not a curated record.